CAAUUUAGUUUUCUUAUUUUCAUAUUUUCAGGUUAUUAAAAUGAAAUUCUCAUUUCCAACGCCUGGCGGUGGUACUGGAGUAGCACUAUUUUCGAAAUUAAUUAGAACGAAAGAUUUAAGAACAUUACAAGGUGAAAAUCCAAGGAGUAAAAAGCCAAAAUUAACCAAAUGUCUUACCACAUUAGAUUUAACAUCAUUGGGUAUUGGUUCAUGUUGUGGUACUGGAAUGUAUUUAGUAGCUGGUAUGGUCGCAAGAAAUAUUGCUGGACCAGGUGUAGUUCUUAGUUUUUUUAUUGCUGCAAUAGCGAGUAUAUUUUCAGGCGCGUGUUAUGCUGAAUUUGGUGUUCGAGUACCCCAUACAUCAGGAUCAGCUUAUAUGUAUUCGUAUGUAACAGUCGGUGAAUUUGUUGCUUUUGUUAUAGGAUGGAACAUGAUAUUAGAAUAUUUAAUAGGAACAAGUGCCUGUGCUUGUGCACUUAGUGCGAGCUUUGAUUCAUUAUCGGGCGGUAUUAUUGGUAGAAGUAUAAAAGACUCUGUUGGAACAAUAUUUGGAAGGCCGCCCGAUUUUAUAGCAUGUGGUAUAACGUUAUUAAUGACACUUGUUUUAGCUGGUGGUGCUAGUAAAUCAGUUAUAUUUAACAACGCAUUAAAUGCAAUUAAUUUGGCAACAUGGGUAUUUAUAAUGACAGCUGGUUUAUUUUACGUUGAUACAUCUACAUGGACAGAACAUGAUGGCUUUUUACCAUAUGGAUGGAGUGGGGUUUUCACUGGGGCAGCAACAUGUUUUUAUGCCUUCAUUGGUUUUGAUAUAAUAGCAACAACUGGAGAAGAAGCGCAUAGCCCACAAAAAAGUAUACCAAAAGCAAUUGUUGGAUCACUUAUUAUAGUUUUAAUUGCAUAUGUCUCAAGCAGUUUCAUUCUAACCCUAAUUGUUCCUUAUGAUCAUAUUGACACGGGCUCAGCUUUACUUUCAAUGUGGUCAUAUGUUGGUGCAUCAAAAUGUAGAGCCGUUGUUGCAAUAGGUGCAACAGCAGGUUUAAGUGUAGCAAUGUUUGGAUCAAUGUUUCCGAUGCCAAGAGUUAUCUAUGCAAUGGCGCAAGAUGGUUUGAUAUUCAAACAAUUAGCUCAGUUAUGGGAACGCACUAAAGUUCCAGGUAUUGCAACAAUCGGCAGCGGUAUAGCAGCAGCAUUAGUUGCAUUAACUGUGAAACUAGAAAUUUUAGUAGAAAUGAUGUCAAUUGGUACACUAUUGGCAUAUACAUUAGUAUCUACAUGUGUUCUCAUAUUACGAUAUCAGCCUCACAGUACAUCUUUAGUAGAUUUAUUACCAGCUCAAUUAAGAACACCAAUACCACCAAGUACACCAGAACCAGCAAACGUUACAUCAGAAGUUGCCGCAAAGAAAAAUUUUACACAUAAACGAGUUAAUACACGUGGUUCCCCGGAUUCGGAUGAUUCAUUUAUUGAUGAUAGUCCGGAGGGUUAUUUGGGUAGAGAUGAUCAAUUUUUAGUUUCUGAUCGUUCAGAAAAUAAAUUUUACGGUAGCGUACAUGGUGCACCAACUGGACCAACGGGUAAUGCAACAGCUUUCGAUACUAUCGGUGUGAGUUUAAUUGGUCGUAAACUACAAGAAUUUGCCUAUUUAUGUCCUGGUCUAUUUCCAUGGGUUAAUCCUGGUCCGGCAACUAAUGAAAGUGGGAUGUACGUUACUAAGUUAGUUGGCUGUAUGUAUGUGUUAGUGUUUUCAUUGGAUUUAUUUGCGGCAAUCGGAUGGACGGGUAAGCUUGCUGGACUAAUAUUUACAAUUUUAGUGAUAGGAAUUAUUGUGAUACUACUGAUAAUAUCUCGUCAACCACAAAAUAGAUAUGCCCUGGCAUUUUUAACACCAGGACUUCCAUUUAUACCAGCUAUAGCUAUAACAGUCAAUAUUUAUCUAAUAUUCAAGUUAAGUAUUUUAACAUUAGUACGUUUUACAAUAUGGAUGACAUUAGGAUUGAUAAUGUACUUUUAUUAUGGUAUAACACAUAGUUUGUUAGAAAAUCCAAGCGAAGAAAUUGAAUUAACUGUUGAUCAAAGUUAUGUAACAGAACCGGUAAGUAACCAUGAACCAAAAGCUGUAUGGGAUCAACAUCAUGGUUAUGAAAAUCAAAUGGCGGAAGAUAGUUGGUCAACAUCAAACCACUAUAAUACGUGGGAUACCAUCGAUAUUAAUCGAAGUUGGAAUGAUACAAAUAUGACAAAUACAACAGGGAUAAACACGACAAAUAAUAAAUCAUUAACAAAAACUAGUCAUAAUAAUUCAUCAAUUGACAAAUCGCAGCAACCACCACCGAAACCGCCACCACCACGCCGUCAACCAUCACAACCGCAAGCUGUACCUACAAAGCCACAAAUAUCAAAUAAUAUUAAAAAAUCCCCUAAAAGAAAUGCAACAAAUCCAUUUAAUACAUCUUCAUCAUCUUCAGUAGGUACGCCAGUUGUAAAUAAAAGUAGUCGUAAACAAUCGGGAUCAGUGAGUACAACGACUGGUAGUAAUGAUGGUGAUACUAAAACCAAAGAUGGAUUUAGUAUGUUCAUCGAUGAAUCACAAUUUCCAAAAUGGGAAGAUUAAAUAAUAUUUAACUACAUAAUAUAUUAAUCAUACAUAAUAUAAUAUAUACAUAUAAUAAUAUUUAAAUCUAAGUAUACAUAUGAAGCAUAAUACAUAUUAUUACAUAUAUUAUUAAAAAAAUUAAACAAGUUGAAUAGUUUUACAUAAAAAAAUCCUUU
This is a messenger RNA of Condylostylus longicornis, 2769 nucleotides long. Its product is annotated as probable cationic amino acid transporter. The record is from RefSeq and is a predicted model, not a curated record. Gene Ontology annotation, cellular component: plasma membrane. The transcript has 11 exons. Lineage: Eukaryota; Metazoa; Arthropoda; Insecta; Diptera; Dolichopodidae. Gene Ontology annotation, molecular function: amino acid transmembrane transporter activity. The coding region runs from base 41 to 2611 and encodes 856 amino acids. Gene Ontology annotation, biological process: amino acid transport; transmembrane transport.